CUGAUACAGGAAGCGUUAAAUAAAAUCAAUGCUUGAAAUGAGCGGAUAAGUCGCCGGGGUUAAUCAAAUUAAUGAUCGAAAAUUUCCAUUGUUUACUGAAAAUUGGGGAGAUUGGGGCCCACUCCGCCACAAGAACCAUUGUUCCCAAUUGUCACUCCUAUGGAGCGUAUUCGGCGUUAUGAAGAACCUCCCUCCUAUGAAGAGUUUCUUCAUAAUCACCUCCUUCCCAAUGAACCGGCCAUUAUUGGGCCAGCCUUGACAGCUCACUGGAGGGCACGUCACGAUUGGGUGGUGCCUACCGAUCAUGUUACCCAUGAAUUACAACCUCGAUGCAAGCCUAACUAUGCUUUCUUACGCCAACAAUUUGCAGCUGCGAAAGUGACGGUUGCUGAUUGUCUUGAACGGGAUUUCACGGAUCAGAAACGUUGCGACAUGACAUUUAAUGAAUUUGCGGAUCUGUGGGAGAAAGACAGUGGACGAUAUUACCUCAAAGACUGGCACUUUGUGCAUGAUAUGAACGAGAAAGAAGCGCCUUUUUAUGAAGUGCCUGAUAUUUUUGCAGACGAUUGGCUCAACGAGUACUGGUUGCAAAAGACAGAUGGUGAAAAGGAUGAUUAUCGUUUCUCGUAUAUGGGUGGACAUGCUACUUUCACCCCAUUUCAUGCCGAUGUUUACAGAUCCUAUUCCUGGUCAAGCAAUAUCUGUGGCAUCAAAAAAUGGACCUUAUUUCCACCAGGACAAGAGGAACUCUACAAAGAUCGGUUGGGCAACACGGUGUACGAUAUUCGAUCUGCGGAUCCGAAGCAAUUCCCUCAUUUCGAAAAAGCAGUGCGAUUCGUAGUAUACCAGCAUGACGGGGAAACACUAUUUGUACCCAGUGGAUGGUUCCAUCAAGUGGAGAACAUUGGAGCGACAAUUUCUAUCAAUCACAACUGGUUAAAUGCGUGCAAUCUGAAAUUCAGUUACCCUUCGCUGGCGAAGGAUUUAAACGAUGUACGACGGUCGAUUGAUGAUAUUCGCCCAUUAACGACGCCGCUUGAAUUCACCGAUCAAUGUCAGCAAUUGCUAUUAAUGCACAGUGGUUGGAACUGGACUAUCCUGCUUCAACUAUUACAGCAUAUUGCUUGUCGCCUUUCGCAGCAGUCUACGUGUUUGCUUCAACCCGAUGCCCAAUUUCAAAAAGAACAGAUUCGAGUGCUCAUGAGUGCCUUGCGACAAGAACCACUGUUUUCCGAUUUUGUUACGGAGCAUGAUCUUACUUCUUGUGUAAAAACGAUCGAUGAGUUGGAAUGUGCUGUAACAUUAAGCGAAUGAACGUAUAAGCAUUACUUGAACGUGUUAAUAGAAAACAAAAUCUACAUCCUAGGACUAUAUUUGUUGUCACUUCAUUUUUUUUGCCAUAGAAACAUAAACAAUGGGUUAUAAAUGAG
Molecule: messenger RNA, 1430 nt
Organism: Radiomyces spectabilis
Lineage: Eukaryota; Fungi; Mucoromycota; Mucoromycetes; Mucorales; Radiomycetaceae
Exons: 3
Coding region: 160-1314 (384 amino acids)
Biological process (GO): positive regulation of translational termination; negative regulation of gene expression; protein hydroxylation
Cellular component (GO): cytoplasm; nucleus
Molecular function (GO): sequence-specific DNA binding; histone H4R3 demethylase activity
Source: RefSeq, a predicted model, not a curated record